CACACCGCCAGCGAGAGAGCGGCGGAGCGGGACUCAGGCUGGAGCGAAAAUGUGAAGGUGGACUCCGACUGAGCAGCAUUGUGUUGCAACUGAUACCUGUUUCUGUGAAGAAGAAAAAUACAUUUAAAAAAAAAAAAGAAACACCGGCAAUAUUCUCUCAGAGCAAAAAACCGAAGCUUUAUUUUGGAUUUUGUCAUCACUGGAAAUACCCUCGCUUUUUUUUAUUUUUUUUAUUUUCUUACACAUUUUGUUGUACCCUCCUUUCUGGCUCUGUCCACCUUGUCAGCUUUGAGGCAGAUCAGAGUGAGGAGCAUCGUUCCCCUCCACUGGAUGUACCGUUUGUUUACACCGCGCAAUUCCGAGGGAAUAAACUGACCCGUGACGAUCUCCACUCGCUCCAUGGGAUCGUUCUCGACGGAGACGCUUUGUUUGGAGUGAGAACAACAGUGGGUUCAUCAUGAGUUCCAGUGCUUAUCACCAGAGAUCUGCAAAAGGUGAACGAAGUUCUGGACUAAUCCGGUGCCAGCGAUGUCGAGAAGUAUGCAAAGGAGAGGUGGUGCGAGUACAAGAAACCCACUUCCACGUCAAGUGUUUCACCUGCACCGUGUGUAACUGUGAUCUGGCCCGAUCCGGCUUCUUCCAGAAGAAGGGCGAGUACAUCUGCACGGCCGACUACCAGCGUCUGUACGGCACGCGCUGCGACCGCUGUGACAGCUUCAUCACGGGAGAGGUGGUCUCCGCCCUGGGACGCACGUACCACCCCAAGUGCUUUGUCUGCAGUGUCUGCAGUAAACCCUUCCCCAUCGGAGACAGAGUGACGUUCAGCGGGAAGGACUGCGUGUGCCAGCAGUGCUCCGGCACCCUCGUCAAGCCAAAUGAGCCCAUCAAGAUCCACGGGCCCAGCCACUGCGCUGGGUGUAGAGCCGAGAUCAAGCAGGGCCAGUCCCUCCUGGCGCUGGAGAAGCAGUGGCACGUCAGCUGCUUCAGGUGUCGGACCUGCAACAUGGUCCUCACGGAAGAGUACAUCAGCAAGGACGGAGUGCCGUACUGUGAGGCAGAUUACCACGCCCAGUACGGGGUGAAGUGUGAGACCUGCAGCAGAUACAUCAGUGGGAGGGUUCUGGAGGCGGGUGGGAAACACUACCAUCCGACCUGCGCUCGAUGCUCCCGCUGUAGCAUGACGUUCAAAGAGGGAGAGGAAAUGUACCUGACGGGAUGUGAGGUGUGGCACCCAUUAUGCAAGCAGGCAGCGAGGGCCGAGAGGAGACUCAGGCAUAGACGUCUGUCGGAGGCUUCCCUCUCCCCACCGGGCUCCUCCAUAGGCUCCCCCAGUAGGGUUAUAUGCGCCAGAGUGGGGAAUCAGUUCCUAGAUUAUAAGGACCUAGCUGCCCUGCCAAAGGUCAAGGCCAUAUAUGAGGUCCAACAGCCAGACCUCAUAUCCUCCUCAUACCAGCCGUACCAGAGAUACACCUCUGAUGACAGGCUAGAAUCUUACAGCUAUGGGGAGUCACUCGGGACACUCUCUCCCUAUUCUCAGGACUACGACAGCCUGGAUAUAAAGCAGAGGCGGUGCUCCAGUCCAGGUUAUAUUGACUCGCCGACAUACAGUCGUCAAGGCAUGUCACCCAUCAUGCCUCGCUCUCCGCAGCAUUACGCCUACCCUGGCUCUGAGAGCGGCAGGAGUUCACCUUGUUACGGCCAAGAGGGGCGCUCGAGCACACCCACCACAAUCCAGCCCCCUAAACAUUUUCAUGUACCAGCCACAGAGGAACCCAAUCUCUACAAGAAGCCCCCCAUCUAUACGAGAACGGACAAUCAUGUGGACGCAGCCACCAAAAGCAGGACCAGCGAGGACAUCAUCAGAUCCUCCCGGCUGUCCACCUACUCUCCGGAGCCGUACGCCCAGUCGGAGUCGGACUACUACCCUUACACCAGCUCCCCCAGGGCCUAUCGGGUGCCGAGGAGACGCUUUUCGACAGGGGGAGAUGAAGAGAGUUGGAGUCACGGUCUUCAAAGAAUCGGGAGUGGCAUUGGGAGGCUGAUCCUAAAGGAGGAGAUGAAAGCCAGAUCUGGCUCCUAUGACAACGACCCCUGGGGCAGUGCUAGGAAUUCUCGUUGUGGGAGCAAGGAAACGCUCAACACUACAGGCUACGGCACCACGGCGUACAACAACACUGUCAACGGAUCUCCAAGAUCUCAGUACAGCGCUGAUAGUGAUUUUGCUUGUAAGACCGCUUCGCUUCCAGGAUACGGACGGAACGGCAUCCAGAGGCCUCAGAGUGCUGAUUGCUACCAGUACCAGUAUGAUAGUGGCAGUGAGGUCAAUUGGGGAAGCAGAGCAGAAUACAAGAUUUACCCCUAUGAGGCGCUCAUUGUCACCACUAGAGGUCGCAUCAGGCUGCCCAAAGAUGCAGACAGAGCCAGACUGGAGCGUCACUUGUCCCCAGAGGAGUUCCUGCAAGUGUUUGGCAUGACUGUGGAAGAUUUUGACCGGCUGGCUCUGUGGAAAAGAAAUGAGCUGAAGAAACAGGCACGACUGUUUUAACAACUUGUGGAAGUCUGUUGAAUACUGCCAUAACUACAUUAAGAGACUCCCUUGGGUUGUAGGAGGGGAAGAAAGAGAUAUUAAGACUUCUGCUUUGUUUCACUGCCAUGGCUGAGAACCUGUUCUAGAUUUUCCUCAUAUGACAAACCAAAUUCCAAUCCCACCAGAGACACAGAGGGAAGGCCACAGAGUUUUUUUUUUUUUUUUCCAAGCCUGAAUGAUGGAGGAAGACACUGUGGGGAUGUCCAUGACCCGAGGCGCGGUACUAAAACAUAAAGAGGAGAAUUUUUGUUUUGCCUUAUUUGUUAUGCUCUCUUAGUUAUGAGUGUGCAGCACCAGCAAUCUGAAUGAGUAGAAUGUAGAUACUGUAUAUUCUUUAUGACACUUUAUCAGUGUGAAUGAUUAGAUGAGAAGGAGCGGGUGAGCGUACAGCAUCACUUUGCUUUGGUUUAUCGGGAUGCAUUUUGUUUACCUUUUCCCAACUUUUGCUCUGUCACUUGAAAUAAUGUGUCCCUCUGGUUUACACUUAUAUAGAAUGGAACAUGGAACAAUCGGAGGUGGGCAUAAUUUUUUUAUUAUUGUAAGCGUGACCUUUGAUUUGUGUGCAAAUUAAAACCAAAGUGAGAAUGCAGAUGUAAAGAUUAGCAGAUCACUUCUAUGUAAUGUUCUGGUUGAGUAGUUAAAGGUCACCAAUAGAUGCAGUUACCUGUGCAGCUGUAUAGCAACCUACAAUAAUGUGCAAUUCAAUAGAUUAAAUAGAUAAUUGAAACAAAGAUUCAGUCCUCCUGCUCCGUGUUUUAUUGCAAUGGUAUAAUGACAAAAUGUUUUAGGAGGAGCUGUGGUCAUCCCAACAUUGACGCCCACUGUUAAUCAUUAUUCAAUCAUUUUGUAGAUGGAUUCAAGGUAUUUAGGAUACUGACCAAGACUUCCUUUGAAUACUUUUUGUCAUUUUGUCACUAAAAAUUCAAAUGAAAUAAAUUCAGUCUCU
This is a messenger RNA of Pungitius pungitius (ninespine stickleback), 3533 nucleotides long. It is a transcript of the gene ablim3, whose product is annotated as actin binding LIM protein family, member 3. Gene Ontology annotation, cellular component: actin cytoskeleton; stress fiber. Gene Ontology annotation, biological process: cilium assembly; lamellipodium assembly; cytoskeleton organization. Gene Ontology annotation, molecular function: actin filament binding. The record is from RefSeq and is a predicted model, not a curated record. Lineage: Eukaryota; Metazoa; Chordata; Actinopteri; Perciformes; Gasterosteidae. The transcript has 23 exons. The coding region runs from base 458 to 2545 and encodes 695 amino acids.